UUGUACAGCAUUAAGAAUCCGCAGUACUCAGAUAUGGCGGAGUCCAAUGUAUUAAAAACCUUGCUUUAUACAAUAAAUGCAUUACUACAGAAGGAGAAAUACAAAGCAGCUCUUGCUGUGCUUAAAGGAUUCAGAAAUGGCGCCGUGUAUGGUGCCAAGAUUCGAGCUCCACAUGCACUAGUGAUGACCUUUCUUUUUCGAACUGGCAGUCUUCAGUCCAAGCUGAAAGCCAUAACCCAGGCCACAUAUACACACUCAAGAAAUCUAGCCUACUUUGUAUUUUCAUAUAAAGGACUGUUGGCACUCCAGAAGUACAUUCAGGGUAAGAGUCUUCAGUCUCACUCGUUCUUGGCUGCAUGUCUUGGAGGUUGGCUGGUAUUCGGGGACAAUAAUAAUAUUAACAGCCAGAUAAACAUGUACUUGCUAUCUAGAAUUCUCUUUGCCUUGUGUCGCCUUGGUGUGGAAAAGGGAUACAUCCCAAAGCCCAAAAAAGACCCCUUCCCACUGUUCGCCAUGCUGGUGUGGGGCAUCGUCCUCUGGCUAUUUGAAUACCAUCCGCACACACUCCAGCCCUCACUCCAGUCUUCUAUGACCUACCUCUACCAUGACAGCAACACAUGGCAUGACCUUACUGAUUUUCUUAUAUACAACAAACCACAGAUUUAAACAUGUUGAAUUUUCUUCUCUAUUAAACCACAACCAGUGAUAAUUGUCAGAAAAUUGUAUAAUUAUUCACCAGAGACUGUUUUAUGUUAUAUGGCAUAAUCUUUUAAUUAAGGCCAUCAAAUCUGCACGUUUACAUAAUGUCCUUUAUGUAAUCGUAAUUUUAAGUGAAUAUAUGAUAGUCUAAUUUAGUAUUUUUUGCACAUAAAUUUCAUAAUUUACAAUUUUGUAAAUUGAUGUUCAAAUAGAGAACCUAUUUCAUAAUCAUUAAAAAGAAAUAACAAAACAAUUUGAACACUUAAUUGUUUGUUAGUUUAAAUAUUAUCCAAAUAUAUUUGAUAUUUGAUUUGUAGCUAGUGGUGAUUUUAUUUCUCUUUGAUGAAGGGGAACAUAGAAUGUCAUACUUGAAUUUGAACUUUAUACACCGAUCAGCCAUAGCAUUAAAUCCACUUGCCUAAUAUUAUAAAGGUUUCUAUAGUGCCACCAGAACAGCUUCGACCACUAAGGCAUGGACUCCACAAGACCUCCUUUAGUGUGCUGUAGUAUCUGACACCUAAGACAUUAGCAGCAGUUCAUUUAGGUCCUGUAAGUUGUGAGGUGAGGCCUUCAUGGAUUGGACUUGUUUGUCCAGCACAUCCCACAGAUGCUUGAUCAGAUUGACAUCUGGGGAAUUUAGAGGCCAAGUAAACACCUUUAACUCUUUCUAUGAAGAGUGGUCCAAAUAAUAUCCAUGUGAAUGCCAGGACCCAAGGUUUACCACCAGGACAUUGGUCAGUGCAUCACACUGCCUCUGCUGAUUUCAACUUUGCCCAUAAUGCAACAUGGUUCCAUCUCUUCCACAAGUACUGUAAGUGAUGUGCAUGCACCCAGCCUUCCCCAUAAUGUAAGAGAAAACACCCCCUCCCUGUUCCAUUGCUUUGUGGUCUAAUUCACUUGCUUCCGUGCCCAUUAUAGGCACUGUAGUUUGUGGACACACAGCAUCAUAUGCUCUAUGAUCUGUCACCUCUCUGUCAUAGUCAGCAUUAACUUUGGUUAAUAUUAACAACUGCAUACUGGAAACAUCCCACAAGACCUGCAAUUAUAGAGAUGCCCUCAAGCAGUCAUUAAGUCAGUACAGUUUAGCCUUGUCAAAGUUUCAUGCUUUCAACCAGUUUAAGAGAACUGAAUGUUUACUUGUUGCCUACUAUAUUGACGAAAGCCAUCAACAUUAUUUACUUCAGCUUCCAUUGGAUUUAAUAAUAUGGCUGGUCUGUGUAUCUUUUGCAGUGAUGGCAAGAAAAACAGUGUUUUAACUUAUCGCCAGUCCAUGAUUGUGCACUUACUUAAGCACAAUUAUGUUUAGUUUAUGAGCUUUUACAGGUAUCAGUAUUGACUGAUUUAAGUCACUGGUGUAGCAGCUCAGCAGGGUGGUAAAAACUUAAUUUAUGCUCUGAAAUGUUCAUUUUGUCUUUUUUUAUGUAACGUAUUGUUGAUUUAGGGGAUAUUCAACUACAAAAUUACUAGCUACUGUAUGUCUUUGCUUAAAAGGUACUGAUAUUGUAAUGAAUCCACAUAGAGGUGUGAGAGAUUAAAAUGUUUGUUUAGUUUUGUAUAGUUCUUUACAUAACCACAUUUGAGCAGCAACAAGGGCUGUAGGGACAUGAGUCCUGUAUUUUGAAGUUGAAGCUGAGAAGAAACAUACUUUUUGUCCAGUUGGCUUAAAAUGUUCUGUUUUUUUUUGUUGACUUUUUUAAAUUAAGCAACGUCCUUAUCUUGCUAAAUAAAACAGAGAGAACUUAAUAAAAUGUACAAAAAUCUGGUUAGACUUUA
Clarias gariepinus (North African catfish) is the source of this 2472-nucleotide messenger RNA. RefSeq names its product peroxisomal membrane protein 4 (gene pxmp4). The transcript is spliced from 4 exons. Gene Ontology annotation, cellular component: peroxisomal membrane. The coding region runs from base 34 to 666 and encodes 210 amino acids. The record is from RefSeq and is a predicted model, not a curated record. NCBI's taxonomy places the organism in Eukaryota, Metazoa, Chordata, Actinopteri, Siluriformes, Clariidae.